UGCAGCAGCCGAGAAGCCCUUGCUCAGUAUCCAGUCCAGCAUCCUGCCCAGGAGGCUCCCCUCGGGGGCGCGGCCACCAUGUCCAACCCCUUCCUGAAGCAGGUGUUCAACAAGGACAAGACUUUCCGGCCCAAGCGCAAGUUCGAGCCCGGCACACAGCGUUUCGAGCUGCACAAAAAGGCGCAGGCGUCGCUGAACGCGGGGCUGGACCUCAAGCUGGCGGUGCAGCUGCCCCCUGGGGAGGACCUGCACGACUGGGUUGCCGUGCAUGUCGUGGACUUCUUCAACCGAGUCAACCUCAUCUAUGGCACCAUCAGUGACGACUGCACCGAGCAGUCGUGCCCCAUCAUGUCAGGGGGCCCCAAGUACGAGUACCGCUGGCAGGAUGAGCAGCGCUACCGCCGCCCCACGGCGCUCUCAGCCCCCCGCUACAUGGAUCUGCUCAUGGACUGGAUCGAGGCACAGAUCAACAACGAGGACAUCUUCCCCACCAAUGUCGGCACGCCAUUCCCCAAGAACUUCCUGGUGGUGGUGAAGAAGAUUCUGUCCCGGCUCUUCCGUGUCUUCGUGCAUGUCUACAUCCACCACUUCGACCGCAUCGCACACAUGGGUUCCGAGGCACAUGUCAACACCUGCUACAAGCACUUCUUCUACUUCGUCAGGGAGUUCAGCCUCAUCGACACCAAGGAGCUAGAGCCGCUGAAAGAAAUGACGGCAAGAAUGUGCCACUGAGAAUCCCAAGGCAGUGCCUACGACACAUCUGUGGAGCAGGGACCUGAGGUGAGGUGCUCUGUGUUCCAUUCCACGGUCCGUGUCCGCAGGGUCUAUGGCAGCCUUGAACUUGAGCUCUCAGCAACCAUGGGGAAAGCCACUGUCUGAACCUCUGC
Molecule: messenger RNA, 887 nt
Organism: Suncus etruscus (white-toothed pygmy shrew)
Lineage: Eukaryota; Metazoa; Chordata; Mammalia; Eulipotyphla; Soricidae
Gene: MOB3A
Product: MOB kinase activator 3A
Exons: 3
Coding region: 79-732 (217 amino acids)
Biological process (GO): signal transduction; positive regulation of protein phosphorylation
Cellular component (GO): nucleus; cytoplasm
Molecular function (GO): protein kinase activator activity
Source: RefSeq, a predicted model, not a curated record